UAAUUUAUAAUUUAUAUUAUUUAGUAUUCAAAGUUCUUUUGUAUUCAGUGGAUGUUACAAAUUUAAUAGUUUAUUGAAAAAUAGCUGAGGAUUUGAUAAUAAUUUAAACAAAAAUGUCUAAAAGAAAACAAGUCAGUGCAGAGGAAAAACGUACCAGAAUGUUGGAUUUAUUUCAUGAAAAAAAAGAUUUUUAUCAGCUAAAAGAAUUGGAAAAAAUUGCGCCAAAAGAAAAACAAAUAAUAGUGCAAUCAGUAAAAGAUGUCAUUCAAAAUUUAGUGGAUGAUGGUUUAGUUGACACAGAUAAAAUAGGAACAUCAGUGUAUUUUUGGUCCUUUCCAAGUAAAGCAAAAAUUUCUAAGAAAAAUGUAUUAGAUAAUACCAAAACAAAAUUAGACGAGUAUGAAAAAAAACUUAAACAAAACUUGGAAAUAAUUGAAAAAGAAAAAGCUAAGAAAGAGAUAACAGAUGAAAGACAAGCACUUUUAAGCAAACUCAAGACACUCGAUGAAGAAAAAUUGCGUUUAGAAAGUGAACUAAAAAAAUAUGAAGAUUCCAAUCCAGUUGAGUAUGAGCGUAUGAAGAAAAGCAUAGAAGUGGCUAAGGAAGCGGGAAAUCGUUGGACAGAAAAUGUUUUUUCAGUAAAGUCAUGGUGCAAGAAGAAGUUUUUCUUAGAAGACAGCGUCAUCGACAAACAGUUUGGGAUUCCAGAAGAAUUAGACUAUAUAGAGUAAUAAAUAAUGUUCAAAACAGUUCAUGUAUACUAUAUUACUACUUACCAUGUAAUUAACGUUCCCUUGGAGACGUGAACCAU
This is a messenger RNA of Melanaphis sacchari, 811 nucleotides long. RefSeq names its product meiotic nuclear division protein 1 homolog. Gene Ontology annotation, molecular function: double-stranded DNA binding. Gene Ontology annotation, cellular component: nucleus. Gene Ontology annotation, biological process: reciprocal meiotic recombination. The coding region runs from base 114 to 731 and encodes 205 amino acids. The transcript has 5 exons. The record is from RefSeq and is a predicted model, not a curated record. Lineage: Eukaryota; Metazoa; Arthropoda; Insecta; Hemiptera; Aphididae.